GGCCACCGCCUCUUUCUGUCAUCGCGCGCCUGCCAGGAUUCGCCCGCGGUGACGAUGGAGGAGGAGAAGGGCGCCGAGGAGCAGCAACGAUUGUCUUACCAACAGAGGCUGAAGGCAGCGGUUCACUACAAUGUUGGCUGUCUUUGUGAGGAAGUUGCGUUGGACAAAGAGAUGCAGUUCAGCAAACAAACCAUUGCAGCUAUUUCGGAGGUGACUUUUCAACAGUGCGAAAAUUUUGCCAAAGACCUUGAAAUGUUUGCAAGACAUGCGAAAAGAAGCACGAUUAACACUGAAGAUGUGAAGCUCUUAGCCAGGAGGAGUAAUUCACUGCUAAAAUACAUCACAGAGAAAAAUGAAGACAUCGCUCAGUUUAACCUGGAACGAAAAGCAAAGAAGAAAAAGAAGUUGGAGGAUGAAGACAAAAAUGCAGUGGAGCCAGCAGAGGCUGGUGUAGUGGAAAGUGAGAAUUAAAGCCUGUCGCCAUCUGGAAAAAGCAGCCUUCAGUAUUUGUCACCAGAAUAGAUCCUUAACUGCUAAGGAAGAAUUGACGUGGCAUAAGCGUUCGACAGAAAUCCUUUCAUAGCAUUCAUAUGUCAGUGCUGACAGCAAACCAUUUCAGUGGAAAGUCAGACCAGUAAGCUCAUGGGAGAUACGUAAACACCUUGAAUUGACAGGGCCUGCUGAAGGGAUAACCCACAUCUUGAUAACAGCAGCUUCUUCGAUAGAGAUAGGGAUUCGAUUUUGAACAAACCAGAAGAGGAAAUGUCAUUUAGCUCUGAAAAAGAAGGAAGUUUUCUGUUUCUAGACUAGGAAGGAAGAGGCAAAGGACAGCUGGGCAACCCACUAUUUCUAGCUUCUCAUAACCCUAAUAAAAACACGAAAUUAUCCUUUGUAAUUAAAUAAGUGAACAGAUACGUGUUUGUCUUAUUAAAAUA
Kogia breviceps (pygmy sperm whale) is the source of this 935-nucleotide messenger RNA. The record is from RefSeq and is a predicted model, not a curated record. Lineage: Eukaryota; Metazoa; Chordata; Mammalia; Artiodactyla; Physeteridae.